GAUGCCGACUGCAGUGUGUAUAAUAACAGCGAGGGAAGCUCUGGGAGUCUAGGAGGAGCUGCGGCAAGGUCGAUAACAGCAUCCUGCUCUGAACUACGGAAAGACCAGAGGCGGACGGGAUCUAGUCUAGUGGUUCCGAGAGAACGAAAUUGACCGGAGAUUUUUGGAUUUACUACGACGGACGAAGAAAGCGGAAAGUGGCUGAAAGUUUCCAGCCUGUAGCCUCAUGUUUCAAGACAGCUAGCGAGGUAUCAUCUACUACUACCGCUCUCCACACGGCUGCCUGGCGCCUCUUCUCACCGGGCAGAGCAGCGUGUUCUUCCCUGUAAAUAGGACGUCAGCUCUGCGUUUGUCACAGAGAAACUCCCGGGCUCUACACUUCCUCCACUUAGUUUUGCGGGCCCUUAACGUGGCUUUCCCCACUCGGUUUCCACGUUCAUUUGUGUUUUUGUGCCAUGUCAGCGCCAUCCUCCGCGCCUUCCGCCGCGGCGGAAAAUGAUUUUCUAGCCCCUGAUGCUGGGCAGAGGCCGCCGGGUCCGACGCCCAGCCAGAGCCGGUUCCAGGUGGACAUUGUGGCUGAAGCAGCGGGCGCCACCGAAGAUAAGUCCCCGAGUUCCGACGCCUCCACCACCGUCCCAUCCAGCGAUAAGGCCACUCCCGGCGCUCCUACAGAGAGUGCUGAUCCAGGAGCCGGGGGAGAAGAAGCCAAAGGCCGGUUUCGUGUGGUGAACUUUGCGGAUCCAUCAGGAGCGGGGAGCGCGGCCUCCCCGGAGGCAGCGCCGGCUGAGGGGCUGCAGAACGGGGACACGGUGAUGAGCGAGACCAGCUUACAUUCAUCCACUGGGGGCCAGCAUCACUAUCACUAUGACACCCACACCAACACCUAUUACCUGAGGACUUUUGGCCAUAAUACCAUCGAUGCCGUGCCCAACAUCGACUUCUACCGGCAGACAGCAGCGCCGCUGGGGGAGAAACUGAUCAGACCCACCCUGUCGGAGCUGCACGACGAACUGGACAAGGAGCCAUUCGAGGAUGGGUUCGCCAACGGAGAUGAGCUGACCCCGGCUGAAGAGGCUGCUGCGAAGGAAGCAGCUGAGUCCAAAGGAGUGGUGAAGUUUGGCUGGAUUAAAGGAGUCCUGGUCCGCUGCAUGUUGAACAUUUGGGGUGUGAUGCUCUUCAUCCGCAUGUCAUGGAUCGUGGGUCAGGCUGGAAUCGCUCUGUCCUGUUUGAUUGUUCUCAUGGCCACCGUAGUGACGACCAUCACCGGCCUCUCCACUUCCGCCAUCGCCACCAACGGAUUCGUACGAGGAGGUGGAGCGUAUUACUUGAUUUCGAGAAGUCUCGGCCCAGAGUUUGGAGGCUCUAUUGGUCUGAUCUUUGCCUUCGCCAAUGCAGUGGCUGUAGCCAUGUAUGUGGUGGGCUUUGCUGAAACUGUUGUGGAACUUCUUAAUGGUGUCGAUGCCAUCAUGACGGAUGAAAUCAACGAUAUCCGAAUCAUCGGCACCAUCACAGUAAUCCUCCUCCUGGGCAUCUCUGUGGCAGGAAUGGAAUGGGAGGCCAAGGCCCAGAUCUUCUUACUUAUUGUACUCAUCACAGCCAUCAUUAACUACUUCAUCGGAACCUUCAUUCCUGUCAAGUCGAAGGAAUCUGUGGGCUUCUUUGGCUAUGACGGUUCUAUCAUGUGGGAGAACAUGGGUCCGGACUUCAGAGGGGAAACCUUCUUCUCUGUCUUUGCCAUCUUUUUCCCUGCAGCCACUGGUAUUCUGGCAGGAGCCAACAUUUCAGGAGACCUCGCUGACCCACAGCUGGCUAUUCCCAGAGGAACACUUCUGGCCAUAUUGAUCACAGGAAUAGUCUACCUGGGAGUUGCUGUCUCUACAGGCUCCUGCAUCGUAAGAGACGCCAGUGGAAAUGUGAACGACACAGUCAGUUCUCAGUUCAUGACGAACUGCACUGAUGCUGCCUGCAAAUUUGGCUAUGACUUCUCUUACUGCAAGAAUGAAAAAGAUGCCUGCCGCUACGGACUCCAAAAUGACUUCCAAGUCAUGAGUGUGGUUUCUGGUUUUGGACCCAUCAUCACUGCUGGAAUCUUCUCUGCCACUCUGUCCUCAGCUCUGGCCUCUUUGGUCAGUGCACCCAAAGUGUUCCAGGCUUUAUGUAAGGACAACAUCUACCCUGGCCUGGGCAUGUUCGCCAAAGGCUACGGCAAGAACAACGAGCCCCUCCGAGGAUACAUCCUGACCUUUGUUAUCGCUCUGGCCUUCAUCCUCAUCGCUGAGCUGAACAUAAUUGCCCCCAUCAUCUCCAACUUUUUCUUGGCAUCCUAUGCCUUGAUCAACUUCUCUGUGUUCCAUGCCUCACUGGCUAACUCACCAGGGUGGCGUCCCAGCUUCAAAUACUACAACAUGUGGGUUUCUCUUGCUGGAGCUGUGUUGUGCUGUGUGGUGAUGUUCGUCAUCAACUGGUGGGCUGCUCUCUUCACUAACGUCAUUGUCCUGGGUCUCUAUAUCUAUGUCAGCUACAAGAAGCCAGAUGUGAACUGGGGCUCAUCAACCCAGGCUCUGACCUACCACCAGGCUCUGACCCACACUCUCCACCUUAGCGGAGUGGAAGACCAUAUCAAGAACUUCAGACCUCAGUGUAUGGUGAUGACUGGUUACCCCAACUCUCGUCCCGCUCUACUGGACCUGGUCUCCAGCUUCACUAAGAACGUAGGCCUGAUGAUCUGUGGUCAUGUUCGCACGGGCUACAGAAGGCCAAACUUCAAAGAUCUGGCAACAGACCAGGCCCGAUACCAGCGCUGGCUGCUGAAGAAUGAGACCAAAGCCUUCUACACGCCGGUGUUUGCCGAGGACAUGAGGCAGGGCUCCCAGUACCUGCUCCAGGCUGCAGGUCUGGGUCGCCUCAAGCCCAACACCCUGGUGCUGGGCUUCAAGAACGACUGGAGGGACGGCGACAUGAUGAAUGUGGAGACUUACAUCAGUAUGAUCCACGAUUCCUUUGACUUCCAGUUUGGGGCUGUUAUUCUGAGACUGCAAGAGGGACUGGAUGUGUCCCAUAUCCAAGGACAAGAUGAGUUGCUGUCUUCCCAGGAGAAAUCUUCAGGGAUGAAAGAUGUGAUCGUGUCCAUAGACACCAGCAAAGACUCUGACGGCGAUUCGUCCAAGCUGUCCUCCAAGGCUACCAGCCUCCAGAACAGUCCAGCUAUACAGAAAGAUGAGGACGAUGAUGGCAAAGCUACAACACAGCCCCUGUUGAAAAAAGACAAAAAGAGCCCGACCGUACCGCUGAACGUAUCCGACCAGAGGCUGCUGGAGGCCAGCCAGCAGUUCCGGAAGAAACAAGGGAAGGGCACAGUGGACGUCUGGUGGCUGUUUGAUGAUGGAGGUCUGACCCUGCUGAUCCCAUACCUGCUGACCAACAAGAAGAGGUGGAAGGACUGCAAGAUCCGCGUCUUUAUCGGAGGCAAGAUCAACAGGAUUGAUCACGACCGCCGAGCGAUGGCCACUCUGCUGAGCAAGUUCAGGAUAGACUUCUCGGACAUCACUGUGCUGGGAGACAUAAACACCAAGCCCAAGAAGGAACACGUGACGGCCUUUGAGGAGAUGAUCGAGCCGUACCGGCUGAAGGAAGACGACAUGGAGCAGGAGGCAGCUGAGAGGCUGAAGAACAGCGAACCCUGGAGGAUCACUGACAAUGAGCUGGAGCUCUACCGCGCCAAGACUAAUCGUCAGAUCCGACUCAACGAGCUGCUGAAGGAGCACUCAAACACAGCCAACCUCAUCGUCAUGAGCCUGCCGUUGGCCAGGAAGGGCGCGGUGUCCAGCGCUCUGUACAUGGCCUGGCUGGAAGUGUUGUCCAAGGACCUGCCGCCCAUCCUCCUGGUGCGCGGCAACCACCAGAGUGUCCUCACCUUCUACUCUUAGACAAGACACACAAGGAGAAGAACAUCCAAGUCUCACAUCCACUUUCUGCCUCUGGGAGCAGACCCACAUAUAUACACACAUCCCAGUUCCAGUCCAAACCUAAAGGUGCACCACAUACACUCCAGAGAUGCUAGAAAACACAGCCAUUGAUGGAAACAGUGCUGGUUAUAUGAAUAAAAGAUGAAGGAAGUGAUAUUGGUUGAGAUGGAAAAGCCCUACAAGAUGAUGGAGAAAUGUCAGGGUUGGGGUGGUUGUAAAGUCGCCCCACUCUGCUCCCUUCUUUCUAUUUAUUCCAAAAUGUCUGGGUUUUUCUCUUGUAGCUCUAGUUUCUUCUAAUUUCCUCAUGAAAAUUUCAUAUUCGUCAAGUUGAUUUACUCUCAGGCUCCAAAAGCAGUCGUGCACAAUGUUCACGUUGUUGUUCUCAUGAUAUGGAAUAUCUUUAUGUCAUAUUUGUUAAGUUAAUUGGACCAGUUGUCGUGUUUGUGAUGCAGCAAUAAUCACCCUGUUGUUUUUCCUUCAAUAUUGGGAGAGAACCAUGCAGAAUGCUUUGCAACACCUUCUAAAGCCUUAUGGAUGUGCCUUCCAGUUGAAUCAGAUGAAAUAAUUAAUCUCUAUCUAGAUUGACAAUAUUAUCUAUUAUAUUGGUGGAUAAUAGUUUUAUUGAGUUUUAAAUGUGAUUCUUUCUUAGUUGGAGCAUUGUAUUUAUGCGAGUGGAUUGCAUGAAUUUAAUGAAGGGUGUCCCCCCCUGAUGGCAUGAAGAAUCUCUGUCAUCUCUCUUUCUCUCUUUUACCCUAAUCAACAUGUGUUUUGGGCCAUAGUGUUUUUAUUUUUAUUCACUUUUGAGUCUUCCUUUUUAAAGCUGUUGUAUAUUUACGAUGGCCCCAGCUACUCAACACAAGACACAAUUUAGCUUUUAGGCACAGUGCCUAAAAAAAAAUGUGUAUAUGGGUCUUAAAAUUAAGAUCUUAUAUGUCAGAAAAGAUGUGAACCUAGUUUUUCAUCAGCCUUGUAAGGUGAAAAGACUAGCUCUCCCAUGUAGCUGCUGAUAGACUAAAGUGUUUCUUUCGAUGACUUUUUGUGUUUCUGUGUCCACAUGUACGGUUCUUCCCCUGAAAAGAAAGUGCGCUACCCAGCGAGCUAGUUAAAACCUUGCCUUAAUGCUAGAACUAACGAUUGUCAUGGGUUCCUUUUCUCUUAUAAGCCAUACUGGCUGGACGGUUUGUGGGUAAAUGCAGAUAGUGAUCCGUGAGUAACAUGUUCGAAGUGUUUUCAGCACAAUUGUCUUCUGUACUGUAUAUGCAUCUUCCACCUGUUGUUAGUCUGUUACAUUGCUUACUGUAGGUCCGCUUGUAGCUGGGGAAGUGGUCAUUUAACGUAUAACCACUUUGCCAGUGUUAGCGCCGCAGUAGACUUGAGUUUUUGCACUCAUGUGCUUGUUUGCCGUCUGGGUAUAUGAUGGACUGCUGGUCUCCCAUUCCCACAAAGCCUAGAUGGGCAGAGAGAGUGAACGCCAUGCGAGUUUCACACUGGAAGACUUGCAGGCAGGAAGAAUGUGACAUUAGAAUGUGUCAAGGCUGAGUGAAGAUAUACCUCUAUGCAUAUGAGCUUGUGUUGCGUGAGUACUUGUAAUAAAAGUCCAUCACUCCUUCAUGUGAAAAGA
Molecule: messenger RNA, 5586 nt
Organism: Thunnus maccoyii (southern bluefin tuna)
Lineage: Eukaryota; Metazoa; Chordata; Actinopteri; Scombriformes; Scombridae
Gene: slc12a2
Product: solute carrier family 12 member 2
Exons: 27
Coding region: 456-3926 (1156 amino acids)
Biological process (GO): potassium ion homeostasis; potassium ion import across plasma membrane; sodium ion homeostasis
Cellular component (GO): membrane
Molecular function (GO): ammonium channel activity; sodium:potassium:chloride symporter activity
Source: RefSeq, a predicted model, not a curated record